Cannabis sativa is the source of this 1296-nucleotide messenger RNA. RefSeq lists its product as uncharacterized. Lineage: Eukaryota; Viridiplantae; Streptophyta; Magnoliopsida; Rosales; Cannabaceae. The transcript has 8 exons. Bases 145 to 795 code for a protein of 216 amino acids. The record is from RefSeq and is a predicted model, not a curated record. Gene Ontology annotation, molecular function: protein serine/threonine kinase activity. Gene Ontology annotation, biological process: protein phosphorylation.
GUUCUUUUCCGCCAUUAAUUCAAUCUCUGCUCAAAAAUACAAUCUUUAAACGAAAUUCAUAAGCUUUAAUUCAAAGGGUCGAAGUAAAAAUCUGUAAUUUUUUCGUUUUUAUUGAAAAUAAUUUGAAAAUUUGAAGACCCAAUUAUGGAGAAUUCAAGCUCUGAAUCUUCAAAAGGAAAGAAACGACAGCGAGAGUCAGUCGAAGAACCCGAAACAAGCGAUAUUGAUCAUAUUAUAUCCUUAGAGAAAAGUCUUAUCUUUAGCGAUACAAUGGUGGCGAUUCGGAUAAUGAGAGCUCAAUUUCCUCAUAUUGACAAGGUUUCAAUUAAGCCAUUUAUUUUGAAGUCACAAUUGUAUAGCAGUGUAAAGGACAGAACCCAAGUCGACAGGGAUUUAGAGUCGCUGAAAAGAGAUAAAGUAUUGCGUAUUUUUAAGUUGAGUUCUGGACAGGAUGAUCAUGCAAUAAUGUUGUUAGAUGACUAUCUGAAUCAGAUAGAACGAGUCAUGAAAAGAUCCGAAGAUAGGAAGCUUGACAACCUUGAAGUUUUUGAGUGGUUUAAAACACAUGUUAUUGAUUCCAAGUUGGAACCUAGCAUUGAACAUCAAGAGCUUCGUACGCUCUUAUCGCUCGGGGGAAAGGUGAAGGAUGAGCAUAUCUCUGUACUAAUUCACGCCGGUCUUCUUGUGAACUCGGCAAAUUAUGGAUCCAAACAUGUACUGGCUUGCAAUUCCGAAUAUUGGUUCAGUGCUGAAGGGCCUUUCUCAGGGGAGAAAAGAAGUUCUUUCUCUUCUUAACCGUAGGCGAUACAAAGAAAUGAUGAUGGUUACUUUAGAGAAGACGCGUCUUCGAUCAUCGCCACUUGAUAUGAGGUUUCAUCUUCGUGAUCUGAUUGGUUCGGGUCACCUCAAAACUAUCCAGACACCAACUGGCAUAGCUGUUCAAGUGGCGAAACACUGAAAAAAGCUUAGCUCGAAACAAAUUCAUCGAUGCAUUAAUGUGAGCUCGUUUUUCAUCUUUCGAUCCUUAAUACGAUAAACAUAGAUUGUUUGUUUAGAGAUUCUUCCAAUUUAUGACUGGCUAAGUGAAAAGAGAGAUGUCAACUAAAAAAUUAGAAGUAUAAAAGAUAAAAUUAAUGAAGUUAGAGGUAAACUAAAAUUAGAAAGCUGUCAUUAUGUUCUUUCUGGUUUAAGUUAUUGAUGAAUUUUUCAUCUAUUGGUUAGAUAAAAGAGUUUGUAAAUUUCAACAAUUAUAAAUUCAUUAUUCAGAUUAUUGAGAAAAUCUCAUUCAAAUUCAAA